Oenanthe melanoleuca is the source of this 3687-nucleotide messenger RNA. RefSeq names its product calmodulin binding transcription activator 2 (gene CAMTA2). The record is from RefSeq and is a predicted model, not a curated record. Gene Ontology annotation, cellular component: nucleus. Gene Ontology annotation, biological process: regulation of transcription by RNA polymerase II. Gene Ontology annotation, molecular function: transcription coregulator activity; protein binding; double-stranded DNA binding. NCBI's taxonomy places the organism in Eukaryota, Metazoa, Chordata, Aves, Passeriformes, Muscicapidae.
CGCUGACGUCACGCGCCGGCGGCGCUGUCGGCGCUGGCCCCGGCGGGCGGGAAGAUGGCGGCGGGCGGCGGGGGCGGGGGCGGCGACGGCGGCGGCCCUGAGGCACCAGGCUCCAGCCCUUCCCGAGGGGAGCCCUGAGGGCCCCACGCUCGCCCCGCCAUGAGCAGCAAGGAGCACCCCGAGGUCUCAGCAGAGAGGAGCCACCUGAAGGUUUUCCUGCCGCGGAAGCUGGUGGAGUGUUUGCCCAAAUGUCCCGUCCUCCCCAAGGAGCAGCUGCGCUGGAACACCAACGAGGAAAUCGCCUCGUACCUCAUCACCUUUGAGAAACACGACGAGUGGCUCUCGUGCUCCCCAAAAACCAGGCCGCAGAACGGGUCGGUGAUCCUGUACAACCGGAAGAAGGUCAAGUACCGCAAGGACGGGUACUGCUGGAAGAAGCGCAAGGAUGGGAAAACGACGCGCGAGGACCACAUGAAGCUGAAGGUGCAGGGGGUGGAGUGCCUCUACGGCUGCUACGUGCACUCGUCCAUCGUCCCCACCUUCCACCGCCGCUGCUACUGGCUGCUGCAGAACCCCGACAUCGUGCUGGUGCACUACCUGAACGUGCCGGCCAUGGAGGAGUGCGGCCGGCCCUGCGCCCCCCCGCUCUGCAGCCCCCCCCUCUGCGCCGCCGCCGCCGACCCCCGCGAGUGGCUCAAGUGGUCGCAGGAGGAGCUGGUGGCUCAGCUGCGCCCCAUGUUCCACGGGGUGAAGUGGGGCUGUGGGAACGGGGGGGCUCCCCCCGGGCUGUCCCUGGAGCAGCUGGUGCAGCACGUCCUGGAGCGGCACCAGGCGCGGUGCCCCCCCCGCACCCACGCCUGCCUGUGCGCCGGGGGGCUGGGCGCUCCCGGCCACAAGUGCGGCAGCACCAAGCACCGCAUCAUCUCCCCCAAAGUGGAGCGGGGCGGCGGGGGGGACGCGCCGGGAGACGCCCCCAAAGCCGCCCCCUCCUCCCCGGACACCACGCAGCCCUCGCCGGGGCUGGGGGGGGUCGCUGCGCCCCCCGAGGGGCCCCGAGCGCCCCCGUUCCCCCCGGCGGCGGGGCUGCCGCUGCUGCUGGUGGCCAGUUUGGGCGGGGGGGCGGCGCCGGGGGGGCCCGAGCAGCCGCUGGGGCUGACCCCCAGCCAGCACCUGGUGACCCCCGAGGGCACCUGCCCCACCGCGCCGCCGCCCCCGGCCGCCUUCGACCCCGACUGCUUCCUCAACAGCCCCCGCCGCGGGCAGACCUACGGCUGCGAGGCCGAGGCUCCCCCCGGGGCGCCCCCGCCGCCCCCGGGCACGCCCCCAGACCGGGAGGAGGAGGAGGAGGAGGAAGAGCAGGGAAAGCAGGGCGCAGCUCCCCAGGACCCCCUGUGCGACCUCAGCGCUGCCCCCACGCCCCAGCCGCCCCCCUUCCCCCUGCCCUUCCCCGAGCUGCUGGGGGGGGACUCGGGGGUCCCGCGGGACCCCCCCCACACCCCCCACCUGCCCCCUUCCCCCUCGGGCCCCCCCAGCGACCCCCCCGUGGCCAUCACCGAUUUCUCCCCGGAGUGGUCGUACCCUGAGGGCGGGGUGAAGGUGCUGAUCACCGGCCCGUGGGCGGAUCCCGGUGCCGCGUACUGCUGCCUGUUCGACCGCACUUCGGUUCCGGCCGCGCUGGUGCAGCCGGGCGUGCUGCGCUGCUACUGCCCCCCCCACGAGGCCGGAGUGGCCGCCCUGCGCGUGGCCUGUCCCCCGCGGCUGCUCUCGGCCGCGGCCCCGUUCGAGUACCGGGCGCGGGGGGCGGCGCGGGCGCAGCUGGACUGGCUGGCGCUGGACGAGGCCCAGUUCCGUCUGUCCAUCCUGGAGCGCCUGGAGCAGCUGGAGGCGCGGCUGGGGGCUCUGCCCCCCCCGGCGCCGCUGCCUCCCUCGCAGGGGGACCCCUCCGAGACCCCCCCUGAGCAGGGCCCGGGGCAAUCCUUCGAGGCGCGGGUGGUGGCCAUCUGCGAGGCCAUGAUGGCGCGGCCGGGCUGGCCGGGGACGGCGCUGGGGACAUCGGGGACAUCGGGGACCUCGCUGCUGGCGCACGGGGCGACGUUCCGCGGCAUGACGCUGCUGCACCUGGCGGCCGCCCAGGGCUAUGCCGGCCUGGUGGAGGCUCUGCGGCGCUGGCGGGCGCUGGCAGUUGACAGCCUGGAGCUGGAGCAGGAGAUCGACCCCCUGAACGUGGACCACUUCUCCUGCACCCCCCUGAUGUGGGCGUGCGCCCUGGGGCACCGGGAGGCGGCGGAGCGGCUGUGCCGCUGGGACCGGCGGGCGCUGGCCGUCCCCGACAGCCUGGGGCGGCUGCCGCUGGCCCUGGCGCGUGCCCGCGGCCACCUGGCGCUGGCCACGCGCCUGGAGGAGCUGCAGGUGGCGCCCGUGUCCCCGCGCUGUCACCUGCCCGGCCUGCGCGUCCCCUCGCCGCUCUCCGCCAGCCCCGACACAGGGCUGAGCACAGCCAGCAGCCUGUCGUCCCCGUCAGGGCUCUCGGACGGUCCUGGCUCUGUCCCGCUGCCCCCCGGCCCCCCUGGUCCCUCUGAGGAUGAGAGCUGGGGGGUGGCAGUGCCCCCCAGCCCCCCUGAGGAUGCCCUGGCCCCACCCUGCGAUGCCCUGCAGGCCGAGGUGGUGACACUGGCGCGACAGAUCAUCGAGGCAACCCCCGAGCGCAUCAAGCAGGAGGCACCGGGGGGGCCAACGGGGGCACUGGGAGCACUGGGAGCACUGGGAGCAGCAGGGGGGGCCGCAGGGACAGCGGGGCCAGCCGGGCCAGCAGGGCUGGGCGCCGCCAUGGCCUGGCUGGCCACGUACCUGGAGAGCGUGGACCGUCCCCCCGCGCCUCCCCACAGAGCCGAGCUGGCCUCGCGGGGGUCCCCGGGGGUCCCCGAGCGGCCGCCCCCCCCUUCGGCCGCAGGCUGGGCCGAGUUCCUGAACGCGUCCGGGGGGGCGCGGGGCGAGGGCGGCGCCGUGGCCCUGCUGACCCUCAGCGACCAGGAGCAGCGCGAGCUCUACGAGGCCGCGCGCCUCGUGCAGGGCGCGUUCCGCAAGUACCGGGGCCGCAGGCUGAAGGAGCAGCAGGAGCUGGCCGCUGCCGUCAUCCAGCGCUGCUACCGCAAGUACAAGCAGUUCGCCCUGUUCCAGCGGAUGACGCAGGCCGCCAUCCUGAUCCAGAGCAAGUUCCGGAGCUACGCGGAGCAGAAGCGGUUCCAGCGGCGCCGGCGCGCGGCCGUGCUCAUCCAGCAGCGCUUCCGCAGCCUGCGCCAGCACCGGAGCACCUUCCUCACCCUCAAGCAGGACCAGGCGGCGCGGAAGAUCAUGAGGUUCCUGCGGCGCUGCCGCCACCGGAUGGAGGAGCUAAAGCAGAACAAGGAGGUGGACAGUUUACAGACGCGGGGCCUGGCUUCGUGAUCCCCCCACGGGGGUCCCAGGCACGGGGGGGGUUCCCCUCCCUGUCCCCCAGGCGGUUCUGUGUGUCUGGGGUCCCCUGCAGGGCUCGUGGGGAGGGCAAGGAGGGGGAACAGACGCCCCGUGCCCCCUCCCCGCUCGCCCCUGGACCGCCCCCACCGCCCUCCCCCGCAUGCCCCACUCUCCCCCGCCCCGCGUGGGCUCUUUGUACAAAGUUCCAUUAAAAACGAGGAAGCGGGAAUAAGA